AUGGUAAUUGGUGGAUCUCACAAGUUAGCCUGCUAUGUUUCUGAUGAUGGUUGUUCCCCUCUCACAUUUUACUCUCUCGUUGAAGCGUGAAAGUUCGAUGUGCUUUGGGUUCCAUUUUGUAAGAAGUAUAAUGUUCAAGUUAGAGCUCCCUUUAGGUACUUCUUGGAUGAGUCUACAGCGGCUAAUGAAAGUUCAAGUGAAUUCCAACUAGAAUGGAAAAAGAUGAAGGACGAAUAUGACGAGCUUAGCCGAAAAAUAGAAGCUGCAGCUCGUAAGUCGUUUCCCAGCAGUGAUCUAACCGGCGAGUUGGCUGUUUUCUCUAAUAUGGAAUGCCGAAACCAUUCCAUUAUAGUUAAGGUUUUUCGGGAGAACAAGGAUCACUCCUCAGAUGGAAUACCGCAUUUAGUUUACAUAUCCAGAGAGAAGCGGCCUCAGCAUAUGCAUAAUUACAAAGCUGAAGCAAUGAAUGUACUGACUAGGGUUUCCGGGUUGAUGACAAAUACUCCGUUUAUGCUUAAUGUGGACUGCGACAUGUUUGCCAGCAACCCACUUCUUGUUCGUGAAGCAAUGUGUCUGCUUCUUGGUUCCAAGAAUGAAAGAGAAUGCGGAUUUGUUCAAUUUCCACAGCUAUUCUACGAUGGACCUGCAGAUGAAGUAUUAAUUUCCAAUGAAUAUAUGAUUAAAGGAGUUGUGGGAAUUCAAGGACCAAUCUAUGAGGGAACUGGAUGUUUUCAUAGGCGUAAAGUGAUCUAUGGGCUACAGCCGGAUGACUUAGAAAACGAAGGAAAAGAUCUUACUUCAGUGACUGGGAAAUUAGCAGACGAUGAACUACUAAAAGGAUUUGGAAAUUCGAAGGAGUUCACCAAGUCAGUUGCUCAUGCCCUGCAAGGAAAGAUAUAUAGUCCAAGCGACCUUUCAAAUUCUGUUGUUGCGGCUUUCCAAGUUGCUGGUUGUGCCUAUGAGAAUGGAACUAAUUGGGGAAAAAAGAUGGGAUGGCUAUAUGGGUCCAAAAAUGAAGAUGUCCUUACAGGGUUAAUGAUCCAUAAACGAGGCUGGAGAUCUGGCUAUUGCUCACCCAACAUACCAGCCUUUCUAGGAUGUGCACCAUCAUGCGGACCGGCUUCAAUGACCCAACAAAAGAGAUGGGCGACUGGCCUACUUGAAAUAUUAUUCAGCAAACACAACCCCGUAUUCGCUACCUUCUCUGGCAAGCUCCAGUUCAGGCAGUGCUUUGGUUAUUUGUGGGUCCCCAUUUGGGGCUUACGCUCUAUUCCUGAGGUGUGUUAUGUAGCUCUACCGGCCUAUUGCAUCAUCACCAAUUCCAAUUUCUUGCCCAAGGAACCGGGCAUAUACAUUCCUGUUUCAAUUUUUGUGACUUACAACCUGCAUACUCUAUCAGAAUACCUUCAAACAGGCUACUCACUCCGUUCAUGGUGGACUAGCCAAAGAAUGGCAAGAAUAACCACAACUAGUGCAUGGUUAUUUGCAUUUUCAAGUGUCAUACUCAAGCCCUUCGGCUUUUCAGACACAGUAUUUGAAGUUACCAAGAAAGACCAAUCUACUUCUACUGAUGGAAAUGACAGAGAUAACAAUGGAUUUACAUUCGAUGAGUCCCCCAUGUUGGUACCAGGCACAACAAUUUUAAUGGUGCAGUUGACUGCGGUAGCUACAAGUUUACUGGGGCUGCAACCACAAGCGGGUCAUGGUUUGCAAGGUUCAGGGCUAGGGGAGUUGAUGUGUAGUUUGUACGUUGUGACAUGCUUCUGGCCUUUUGUGAAAGGGGUAUUUUGUGGAAGAGGAAGAUAUGGGAUUCCCAUAUCCACCAUUUGCAGGUUUGCUGAAUUGGCAUUUCUAUUUGUACAUCUGAGUUUGAUGGGCUAGAGGGAUUGGAAUCCAAAUCAGUCCUUCUGUA
Molecule: messenger RNA, 1912 nt
Organism: Pistacia vera
Lineage: Eukaryota; Viridiplantae; Streptophyta; Magnoliopsida; Sapindales; Anacardiaceae
Product: cellulose synthase-like protein B3
Biological process (GO): cellulose biosynthetic process; plant-type primary cell wall biogenesis
Cellular component (GO): plasma membrane; trans-Golgi network
Molecular function (GO): mannan synthase activity; cellulose synthase (UDP-forming) activity
Source: RefSeq, a predicted model, not a curated record